AGUUUUUUACCUCAAUUCACUAUUAGGCUACUGUUCAAUGAGAUUAAAUGUGUGUGACGUCAUUUCUGUCAAUGGAGUAAUCUUCCUCUCAUUUAUACACGCAGCUGUGGGGCGGGAAACUGGCCUAUAUGUAAAAGUAUAUAAAAUAUUACUUUUUCGAAAUAAUAAGAGUGUCCAAACGCACUUUUUACACUUCAAGGAUUAAACUCACCGCUGAAUUGAGUUACAUUUGUUUCAGGUAGCAAGCGUACCAUGAAGUGGAUUCAAGACGUGGAUGACGCGUAGAUUGACACAAUCGCGCGCAGCAGAUAGACGCGCAGACACAAACACAAAAAUCAAACGCACACGAAAUCAUAACAAAGAGAAAUACAUCACCUAGGUCCUAGGCAACUGUUUUAUUAAAUAAAAGUAGUUAGGAGUUGACAAUUCUUGUACGCGUGUUUGAUUCUUAUAAUUUAAUUUUACACGGUGAUGUCCAGGGGACGUUCAGCGGACGUUCUAGGAACCUUUUUAGUUAGCUGGGAUAACAUUUGCCACAAACUAUAGUCCACGCAGUGAAUCACGGCCUGUGCUGUUCAGAAUUGUUAUACUGAUCGAUAACAUACUUUACGUGCAUCUGUGUACAUUUUUGGCGAUAUUGUAAAGUGCGCGGAUAUUUAAUCUCGACUGCGCCCCUACAUUUAAACAAUCAAAGAAUUUAUGCAAUGACAUGAGUCUAGUGUUGAGUGUGAUGUGUCUCCAGUCCAGCAGGAGUCGCUCUGCAGCUCUUCAGUCCGCCGAUAAACACACUAAAGAAAGAAAGAAAGACAAACAUCAAGCGCUGCGUGUUUACAUCCCUCAGAUUUUCACGUGCUUUCUGUGUGUAUUUCGUGAUCAAACCUCCACACCAGACCACUGAACAUGUGUUCUGUCACACUGAUGGACUGCAGCAAACUGAUGGAGAUAAAAACAGAACCCACAGUAAAGGAAGAACAGACUGAUGAAGAUGACAAUCAUGAUGAUUUUGUUCCUUCAGUUGAAAUGGUGAAUGACAAGAACCUGGAGAUAAAAACAGAACCCAAAUCUGAGGAAGAACAGACUGAUGAAGACAUCGGGAACAUGAUGGAGGCAGAGAUAGAACCCACUGCAGAGGAACUUUACACUGAUGAAGAUGACAAGCAUGAUGACGAUUUCAUUCCUUCAGAUGGGAGCGGUGAUUCAUGUGGAGAUGAAGAAACGGCCUCUACAUCAAAAAACACAAAACAGAAACUCUUCACCUGCAGCAGAUGUGACAUCAGCUUUCCUACCUUACAAGAGAAGAAACUUCAUUCACAAGAGCACAGAGACAAGAAACACUUUCACUGUCAGCAGUGUGGGAGAGCUUGUGUCUCCGCUUCCAGUCUGAAGAUUCACAUGAGGAAACACACUGGAGAAAAACCUUUCCACUGCAGUGAAUGUAACAAAUAUUUCAGCAGCAAACAAUAUCUUUAUACUCAUCGGAGAACUCACACAGGAGAAAAACCGUACGCUUGUCCUCAUUGUGAGAAGAGAUUCAACCACAGACCUCAUCUGAAGAAACACAUGCUCGUCCACACCAAUGAGAGACCGUAUGAGUGCAGUGAAUGUGGAAAAACCUUUAGACAGUCACAUGGUCUAAAGUCACAUCAAACAACACACUCUGUGGAGAAACUCUAUCAGUGUUCACACUGUGAUAAAUGUUUCCGUCAGAAAGCUCAGCUGAUAACUCAUGAGAGAGUUCACACUGGAGAGAAACCUUAUCACUGCUCUUACUGUGGUAAUAACUUUUCUGACCAUAGUACUUUCAGGGUUCAUCAGAGAAUUCACACUGGAGAAAGACCUUAUGAGUGCAGUCUUUGUGGGAAGAGAUUUAAUCGUCAUCGCCAUUUAGUGAGACACAAAAAAGUUCACACUGGAGAAAAACCUCAUCUCUGUAAUGUUUGUGGGAAGCGUUUCACUGAGCAAACUGCUCUACUGAAUCAUCAGAGAACUCACACAGGUGAAAGACCCUUCAAGUGUUCUCAGUGUGACAAGACGUUUGCUUAUGCAGAUGUUUUGAGAACCCAUCAGAGAGUUCACAGUGGAGAGAAACCUUAUCACUGCUCCAUCUGUGGAAAGAACUUUACCGAUCAUAGUACUUUUAGGGUUCAUCUGAGAAUUCACACUGAAGAGAAACCUUAUCAAUGCUCCGUCUGCGGCGAGAGAUUCACUUAUUUAAGAAGUUUUCGGACUCAUCAGAAGAAACAUGUUGAAGAACAAACUGAUCUAAACUCAAACCAAACAACACAUACUGAGGAGAAACUCUAUGAGUGUUCACGCUGUGAUAAACGUUUUGUUAAAAAAUCUUACUUGGUACGUCAUGAGAGAGUUCACACUGGAGAGAAACCUUACCUCUGCUCUCACUGCGGAAAAAGCUUUGCCGAUCAUAGUACUUUUAAAGUUCAUCAGAGAAUUCACACUGGAGAGAAACCUUAUGAGUGCAGUGUUUGUGGGAAGAGGUUUAACCGUCAUCACCAUUUACUGAGACACAAGAGAGUUCACACUGGAGAAAAACCUCAUCAGUGCAGUGUUUGUGAGAAGAGUUUCACUCAACAAACUACCCUAUUGAAUCAUCAGAGACUUCAUACAGGUGAAAGGCUUUAUAAAUGUUCUCAGUGUGACAAGACGUUUAUUUAUUCAGGUAGCUUGAGAAUCCAUGAGAGAGUUCAUACCGGAGAGAAACCUUAUCACUGCUCCAUCUGUGAUGAGAGAUUUGCUUAUUUAAGGCGUUUACAGGCUCAUCAAAAGAAACAUGCUGAAGAACAAACUGCACUGGAAUCAACCGAGUGUGGUCUAGAUUUGUAUUUUUAUGUUAAGAUGUUACCGAUGACGUCACAGAUGUGCUGUAAAUCAGUGGGAACUGAUCUGUCCAUGCUGGAUAUUGAUGAUUUCAUCACAGAAAUCUGUCAGCUGAAGAAAGAGGUGAAGUUACUGGAGGAAAAGCUGAGGACAAGAGGAGAUGAACUCAACACAGAGAUUGUGGUAAAGGUCGAGUCAAACCCCACAGACGCUCAGGACACUGUGUGUGACAGUAAUCACACCUUGAAUCAGGAUGAAUCUACUGAUCAAACCUCCACAGAGUCUCUGGAUUCUGUCUGUAACGCUGGAGAACAGCAGAUCCUGAACACCAGACCACUGAACAUGUGUUCUGUCACACUGAUGGACUGCAGGAAACUGAUGGAGAUGAGAAGACAAACCACAGUAAAGGAAGAACAGACUGAUGAAGAUCAAGCUUUGUUUUCUUCACCUAAACUGAUGAACAGCGGGAACAUGAUGGAGAUAAAACCUGAACCCAAGCCUGAAGAGGAAGAACAGACUGAUGAAGUUGAGAAUCAAGAUGAUUUUGUUCCUUCGGUCAAACUGGUGAGUGGUGAGAACCUGGAGAUAAAAACAGAAGAAACGUCAGACAAAGAUCAGACUGGUGAAGAUGAGAAUAAUGGUGGUGAUGGUUUAAUCCCUACAGAUGAGAGCGGUGAUUCAUGUGGUGAUGGAGAAACGGCCUCUACAUCAAAACAGCGACUGACAGCACAAACUCUUUCCUGCAUCACCUGUGGAAAGACAUUCAGUUCACAGAGACGUUUAGAGACACAUGAGAGAAAACACACAGAACAGAAACUCUUCACCUGCAGGAGAUGUGACAUCAGCUUUCCUACCUUACAAGAGAAGAAACUUCAUUCACAAGAGCACAGAGACAAGAAACACUUUCACUGUCAGCAGUGUGGGAAGAGUUUUGGCUCAUCUUUUAAUCUGAACGUUCACAUGAGGACACACACUGGAGAAAAACCUUUCCACUGCAGUGAAUGUGACAAAUAUUUCAGCAGCAAAAGAAAUCUGGCUGCUCAUCAGAGAAUUCACGAGAGAGAAACCCUGUACAAGUCUCCUCACUGUAAGAAGAGAUUUGACCAAUUAUAUGAUGUUAAAAAACACAUGCGUUCACACAAAGAGCAGAGACCAUUUCUGUGCAAUGAAUGUGGAAAAACCUUUAGAAAAUUAAGUUAUUUACAAAGACACCAAAGAACACACACCAAGGAGAAACUCUAUCAGUGUUCACAGUGCGAUAAAGGUUUCCAUCAGAAAAAUAAUCUGAUAUACCAUGAGAGAGUUCACACUGGAGAGAGACCUUACCUCUGCUCUCACUGUGGGAAGAGCUUUACUCAGCCAAGUUCAUUAAUAGUUCAUGAGAGAAUUCACACUGGAGAGAAACCUCAUCACUGCAGUGUUUGUGGGAAGAGUUUCAUCGCAUAUGUUACUCUACAAAUCCACCAGAGAACUCACACAGGUGAAAGACCUUACAAAUGUUCUCAGUGUGACAAGACGUUUGCUCGAUUAGAUGGAUUGAAAACCCAUGAGAGAGUUCACACUGGAGAGAAACCUUAUCACUGCUCCAUCUGUGGAGAGAGAUUCACUUUUUCAAGGAGUUUGCGGAUUCAUAGGAAGAAACAUGCUGAAGAACAAACUUCAGAGGAAUCAUCAUAGCAUUUCAAUCUUUUUAAAAGACACGUUAAAUGCAAUCUCAUUUUUGUGUGUAAUGUUGCUGUUAUAGCAUAAAUAAUACCUGCUAAAUGAUUAAGCUCAAAGUUCAAGUUUCAUUUCCCUCUCCAAAGUAGAAAAAAACGUGAUCUCUAACAAAGAUUGACGUUUGUGUAUGCACUAGCAGACCUUCGUUACACUUCGAUGGAUCGCAAUGUUUUUAACUGAUGAUGUGAAGUUGACGCCAUUGUUACUGUUGAUUGCUACAAGCCAAAGCGUAUGAAUACACCUGCACUGAGAGGGGACCGACCAAUCACAACUGUGUGUGGAGCAGAACUUGCUAAUAUGGUAUGAAUGGGACAUCUUCACACACAAACGCUCUAAUCGGGGAACCAAUCAUGGCAAACCUGGUCAGCUUUACAAAUAUCACCUUAAAAGGGACAGAUGACCCAAUUAUCAAGACCUGUCAUCAUUUAUACAUCGUCAUGAUAUUUUUAGAAAUGCCUCAGAACCAACCGCUUUGUGUCCGAUGGCUCUUUUAAAAUCAUAUUAUUAAGUUAAACAACAAAUGUUAGUCACACUUUUUUGUUAUAGCAUUUUAACAAAUGUUCUAGGAAAUAAUUUACAGGUUGUGUGCCGAUCCUGGCGAAGAAGUCCAGGGCCAAUUUAGUCCUGGUCAACCCCUGCUUAUGAAGGUUAUUCAUAAGGAGGUUAUUGUAAUGAGCUAAUCUUUGGGAAAGAACUGUAAUAAUAUUAAUUUUAUUAGUAAUUUGUUAUAUAAUGUGUUACUAGCCUACACUGGUUGACUGUGUGUUAUAUUAAAAGUCUUAUUUUUUAAGAGUUGAAAUAAACAGGGACUUUAAUAUGCA
This is a messenger RNA of Triplophysa dalaica, 5375 nucleotides long. Its product is annotated as zinc finger protein 271-like. Gene Ontology annotation, biological process: regulation of transcription by RNA polymerase II. Gene Ontology annotation, molecular function: DNA-binding transcription factor activity; RNA polymerase II cis-regulatory region sequence-specific DNA binding. Lineage: Eukaryota; Metazoa; Chordata; Actinopteri; Cypriniformes; Nemacheilidae. The transcript has 5 exons. The record is from RefSeq and is a predicted model, not a curated record. The coding region runs from base 901 to 4512 and encodes 1203 amino acids.